Messenger RNA from Gadus morhua (Atlantic cod), 7761 nucleotides. RefSeq names its product H(+)/Cl(-) exchange transporter 4. The record is from RefSeq and is a predicted model, not a curated record. Gene Ontology annotation, molecular function: voltage-gated chloride channel activity. Gene Ontology annotation, biological process: chloride transport; transmembrane transport. Gene Ontology annotation, cellular component: early endosome; Golgi apparatus; synaptic vesicle. The transcript has 12 exons. NCBI's taxonomy places the organism in Eukaryota, Metazoa, Chordata, Actinopteri, Gadiformes, Gadidae. Bases 217 to 2538 code for a protein of 773 amino acids.
AUGACGCAGCGGCGUCAUCUCAGCUCAGCUUCUCAGUGACAGCCCGCGAUGCAUUGUGGGAGACCUCCCAGCCCCGUGUGUUUAUUCCUUCACCUUUAACACGAAAUGUGUGUUUAAACACAUCUUUGAGCUGAGAUGUCCGCUCAGACGCAGAACAUUAAGACGUUCACUGAUUCAUAACUCACUCCGCCACCCCGUGUGACGUGUAACCGAACUAUGGAAGCCGCGGAAGGCUUGGCCUCAGCCUCUGCCUCCACCCCCGGGGGGGAGGAGCCAAACGGGGCGGGGCACCUCAUGGACUUCCUUGACGAGCCGUUCCCUGACGUGGGGACAUAUGAGGACUUCCAUACCAUCGACUGGCUCCGGGAGAAGUCCCGCGACACUGACCGCCACCGCAAGAUCACCAGUAAGAGCAAAGAGUCGAUGUGGGAGUUGAUCAAGAGCCUUCUGGACGCCUGGUCCGGCUGGGUGGUGAUGCUGCUGAUUGGCCUGCUCUCAGGCACACUCGCGGGGGUGAUCGACCUUGCGGUGGACUGGAUGACGGACCUGAAGGAGGGCGUCUGCCUCUCGGCCUUCUGGUACAGCCACGAGCAGUGCUGCUGGACCUCCAACCAGACCACCUUCGACGACCGCGACAAGUGCCCUGAGUGGCAGAAGUGGGCGGAGCUCAUGACCGGGACCUCCGAGGGGGCGGGGGCCUACCUGCUGAACUACCUGCUGUACGUCCUGUGGGCGCUGCUCUUCUCCUUCCUGGCCGUUUCGCUGGUCCGAGUCUUCGCUCCGUACGCCUGUGGCUCGGGGAUCCCAGAGAUCAAGACCAUCCUGAGCGGGUUCAUCAUCCGGGGCUACCUGGGGAAGUGGACGCUGCUCAUCAAGACAGUGACGCUGGUGCUGGCCGUGUCCUCGGGACUCAGCCUGGGGAAGGAGGGGCCGCUCGUCCACGUGGCCUGUUGCUGUGGCAACCUGUUCUGCAGCCUCUUCUCCAAGUACAGCAAGAACGAGGGCAAGCGCCGCGAGGUGCUCUCUGCAGCGGCGGCGGCGGGGGUCUCCGUGGCCUUCGGGGCGCCCAUAGGGGGGGUUCUCUUCAGCCUAGAGGAGGUGAGCUACUACUUCCCCCUGAAGACGCUGUGGCGCUCCUUCUUCGCAGCGCUGGUCGCUGCCUUCACGCUGCGUUCCAUCAACCCGUUCGGGAACAGCCGUCUGGUGCUGUUCUACGUGGAGUAUCACACGCCCUGGUACAUGGCGGAGCUGGUGCCCUUCAUCCUGCUGGGCGUGUUCGGUGGCCUCUGGGGGGCGCUGUUCAUCAGGGCCAACAUCGCCUGGUGCCGGCGCCGCAAGACCACGCGCCUUGGCCGCUACCCGGUGCUGGAGGUGGUGGGCGUGGCCGGCGUCACCGCCCUGCUGGCCUUCCCCAACCCCUACACGCGGCGCAGCACCUCGGAGCUGAUCUCGGAGCUGUUCAACGACUGCGGCGCCCUGGAGAGCUCGCAGCUCUGCGACUACGUCAACAGCCCCAACAUGAGCCGGCCGCUGGACGACAUCCCGGACCGGCCGGCUGGCCCGGGGGUCUACACGGCGCUCUGGCAGCUGGCGCUGGCGCUGGUCUUCAAGGUGGUGGUCACCGUGUUCACCUUCGGCAUGAAGAUCCCGUCGGGGCUGUUCAUCCCCAGCAUGGCGGUGGGGGCCAUCGCGGGCCGCAUGGUGGGCAUCGCGGUGGAGCAGACGGCCUACCACCACCACGACUGGAUCAUCUUCAGGAACUGGUGCCGCCCCGGGGCCGACUGCGUCACGCCAGGGCUGUACGCCAUGGUGGGGGCCGCCGCCUGCCUGGGGGGCGUCACCCGUAUGACGGUCUCUCUGGUGGUCAUCAUGUUUGAGCUGACGGGGGGACUGGAGUACAUCGUCCCCCUCAUGGCGGCGGCCGUGACCUCCAAGUGGGUGGCGGACGCCUUUGGGAAGGAGGGAAUCUACGAGUCGCACAUCCAGCUCAACGGCUACCCCUACCUGGACGUCAGGGACGAGUUCAGCCACCGCACGCUGGCGGCGGACGUGAUGCGGCCGCGCCGCAGCGAGCCGCCGCUGGCCGUGCUGACGCAGGACGCCGACAGCGUGGAGGAGGUGGAGGCGCUCAUCAAGGGCACCGACUACAACGGCUUCCCCGUGGUGGUGUCCCGGGAGUCGGAGCGCCUCAUCGGCUUCGUAGGCCGCAGGGACCUCACGCUGGCCGUCAAGACGGCCCGUCAGAAGCAGGAGGGCGUGGUCAGCAGCUCGCUGGUGUUCUUCACGGAGGACCCGCCCCCGCUGCCGGACGACCCCCCUCCGCCCCUGAAGCUGCGCCGCAUCCUGAACCUCAGCCCCUUCACGGUCACCGACCACACGCCCAUGGAGACGGUAGUGGACAUCUUCAGGAAGCUGGGCCUCAGGCAGUGUCUGGUCACACGCAGCGGACGUCUCCUGGGGAUCAUCACCAAGAAGGACGUCCUCAGACACAUGGCCCAGAUGAUGGACCAGGACCCAGAGUCCAUCAUGUUCAACUAGUCCUGCUGAGAGCUGCACUGCACCCCUGUAGUGGACUACACUGUACAAGAACUCAUCUAUACAUACACCUCCCUGGGGUCUGUCUCCCGUGAGAACGUCUCACUGUCUUUCGAAGUCUGUCUUUAAUUUGCUCUGAUCUGAAAGCGUAUCAACGGCGGGGUCGGCCGGGGGACUUGCCGGUGGAUCGGUCCACUGUGGUCGGUUUGAAGGGGUGUUCCCCUGUCAAAAUGAGAUGCUCCGUUUGAUUCUGUUCGCCAUAUUCACGACCUCCCACUGCAGACAUUGUGCUGAUUUUUCCUCCAGUGCUCCGCAGCCCGCUCAUCGCCCCCCCCGCUACAGUCUGGGUUGUCUUGUGAGUGACAUGCACAUGAAGGGUGAGGCUACUUCAGGCCCCUGCUGAUAUUGAAAUGCAGCGAUAUAAUUGGCCGGUCUGGGACGGCUGUGGACCAAUGGACACAGCCCCCACCACGCUGGCUUCUGUCCUGAUGGUCGUUGGGCUUCCUGUUGACGUGUGUAUGUGAUUGGUCCUCCUGCUUCCUGGUUAUAGGUACUUUGGGUAAUGUAGUCCACCUCGAAGCCUUUAACUCUUAAGUGUUUGUUAAUUUAUUCGUGGCUCUUACUAAUGUUUGACUGAUAAACCUUCUGGUCGUAUUUAAAGUGUUUCAACUGAACCUAAACUACUUACCUGACCUCCCCUCAGUGGUUUAAGGGUAAGCGUAGCUUGUAGCGUCCGCUGUCUGUAGUUUUCCAUCACAGUCCCUAAGGCAUGUUACGUUUUAUAUGAAUUAACUGAGUGUAAAGGCACUGUCGUACUUCUGUUAGAUUAAAUAUUUAAACACUAAUGGCCGAGGAGAGGAACCCGUUUAUUGUUUUUGUUCAGACGUUGUGUUCUUUAGCUGAUCUGGUAAAUGAAGGAUAUCGUUUUGGACGUCCUGGAGUUGCACAUUGAACCGUUGAAGACCAUGAGCCCAAUGUACUUAUCACUCCUCAUGCUCCCUGUAGACGUUUAUUCCUGGUGGAGUUGAACUGUUAAUGGAGUAAGGGUUAACCCAACCCUAACCCCUAAGGUUAACACCCACCCUUAGCGAAGCCCAACCGUAAACCCUUAAAGAUCCCAUGGCAUGCUACUUUAUGGAUGCUUUAAUUUAGAUAUAAGUAGGCCCCAAACACAGUAUUUCAGGCAGCAUGUCGCAGUUCAUGUACUUCAGGGAGUCAUAGCCAAAGUUCCUUUCCCCCAAUUCCUUCUCAACAAUGGCUGAGACCCCAACUACAGUCUUGUUGUGGAAAUACAAGAGACGUCAAAGAACCGACGUGUUAUGUACCAUAACACCAACAGCAAGCACUUGCGCUAGAGUGUGUGUUAUCACACUCACACACACAUCUGGCGCUCGCACGGUCGUGUCUCAUUGGCGGGCCAAAUUCUCUGGGCGGGCAAGGCAGAGAAAGGGGAGGAACUUAGAUCCUUUAUGACGACAUAAGAGAACACGUUCCAAAUCAGCGCGCUUGAGCGCUGAUUUGGAACGUACACCUAGUGCUUGUUUUACACCGAACACAAGUUUUAGCCACUGGGGGACAAAAGGCAGGCUAGGGGAACCAUUACCCUAAACCUAACCCUAAGGUUUAAACCUAACCCUAACCUUUUUGGUUUACCCUCACCCUAAGCCUAUCAUGCACCCAAACACGGUGGCGUUUGGGUUUCCCACUCCCCUCGAACUCCCACAACAAAUUCAGCGCAGCGAUGGUGGUGAUCUCAGCCAUGUUUGUGGAGCAAAAGAAAAGUAGCAGGGGGAAAUAAGGUUUGGGCGGGCUCAUCUAGCUCCGUAGGCGCGUUAGGCGCGUUGAACUAUUUUUGUGACGCACAAUGAUCAAGCGUCAGGUUAGGAGCGUUACACGCGUGUCUGACAUAUAGGGGACUAGUCUCUGUAGACGCAUACUGCAGCCAAUCAAAUCGCUUCCCGCUACAAAGCCGAUGUGUGGAUAUAAAUACAAAAGAUGACACCAACAACAGGUGACUAAAAAACAAUCCUAUCAUUCCAUAUUUCUGUAAAAUAAUAUAAUGGCCGGAUUUCUUCUGCUUCUUCCUGCUUGUUAUUGCAAAAUGGAUCCAGCAAACGCGUGGAGUGCAUUUGCAUAACCGCGAUCCGAUUGGCCGACGGAUCCACCGCUGCCUGAAAAGUUGACCUAUCUCAACUCUUUUACACAGGCCACGGAGCCGAAUGGACGGACGGACCCACAAUGCAUUUCGCGAGCGCCCCAGGCAAAGUCAAUGAGAUCCGUCGACGGACGGACGUAGUGUGAACAAGCCCUUAAAGGUACGGCAACACUGAACGGGUUACGUGCGUUAGAGGCGUAGAAAAUUGGCAUUUUUUUGCAUAGGGAACCAUUGGUUCACACGCUAAAGCAGCGCUAGAUGCGUUUUACGCAUCUCAUGCCCAACGCACCUACGCGUCUAACGCACCUACGCACGGAAUUCAAAAUUGUUUACGCUCCUACGUGUGACACUUAGCCGCGAUUGCCAAUUAGCGCUCUGCAGCUGAUAUGGAGCGCCUGUAGUUGGUGUGACGGGAGAUCCUGGCACCAACCCGGGCUAGCAGGUCAUCAAACAUUGCCCCAGUCAACCGAAAAUACCGGUUGUGGCCGUACCUUUAGGGUUCACUCUAACCCAAACUCUAACCCAAACUCUUACCCUAAACUCAAGCCUUACCGUUAGGGCGCACUCACACUAGGCCAUCUGUACCGUGCCCAAGUCCGUUUCACACCCAUAUCGUGCUCAAGUACGAUUGCCCCUGUCAAACCAAAAUUGUACCGAGAGCGAAAAUUGUGCCGCCUACGUAAUCCACGUCGAAACAUUGCGUCAACGCGAUUGUCCGUUGCCAGGCAGGUUUCAAAAAAUGUUCACGCUCAUCAAGGGUAGUGGUGUUGCUGAAAAGAAAGUGAAAUCCGCGAGUUGCUGAUCAUGUGAGAGCAGGUGAUGCAGUCGUAUUAAACAAAGACGUUGAAAGAUGGUGCGAUCUACGAGAGAGUCGCAGAGGAACUGUCCUGACGAUGCUUAAUUUUGUCGGGAUAAAAAACAAGUGGUUAGCAAAAUAAAGAAUAUGUUGGUGUUUUUGCACUUGUAAAUAGUUAGUCGUGUUUGUAGCCUACACUCAGACGUGAACUUAUGCAGGUGUCUUCAUUGAUAUGAAAAAUAAAAACAUUCGGGAGUGUGCAAAUUAUUCUAGGUAUAGACUGCGAGCAGCCCCGCCUUCUCCAGUGAACCAAGAAAGCCCGCGCCGGGGCGAACGCGGUAUUUUUGAUCAAAAACUCAACUUCACUAUCGCACCAACAUGAACUGCUUGCCGUCAUGUUUAUUGUUUAAAGGGAAAGAAGGGUCGCAUGGACUAUACGUCAUCCAGCUCAGGUUGCGUAGCCGUGCGUGUGCGCGUGUCGGCUCAUUAGCAUCUGUACCGUGGCCUGAGUACAACUCUCCGAAGUGUGCUCAGGCCACAGAUUUGAACUGUACUUGAGUACUUUGAACUGGCCUAGUGUGAGUGCGCCCUUAGGGUUUAACUCUAACCAUAACCAUAACCAUAACUCUAACUCUAACCCUAAGUCUACGGUCAGAGGCGUUGUGAUCAACAUGUCAUUGACACUGAAUACCUGUUUUAAGUUGAAGAGCUUCAGGAUGUAUUUCUAUUUUAAGGGGGAAUCAAGAACACUGUUAAUAUAUCUCCAUUCUCCUCAUUCGGAUGAUAACUCUAAAUAUGUAAAAAAAUACAUACAUUGUACUCAUUUUGCACUUUUAUUUAGAAAUUUGGGAUUUGUAACACAUCAUUAUUUGUUGAGGUCGAUCGAGAAUAAAGAUGGAUUUGUCUCUUAACAGUUUUCUCCUUAAUUGCUCCCUUAAUCGUUCGUUAAUACCGCGUUCAGAGCUCUGCUCACGGCCAUAAACGCUAAUUGGGAGGUAUUAAUUGGUUGCAUUCUGCAGCCCGAACGCUAGGGGCCGCUAACACAAUGCGCAUUUUACAAACCCUAUUCAAGAGUAGUUAUAUUGUUCGUCGAAAUUAAAGCUAUAUAACAUUGAUCUUGCAGCUGACACCAUAAUAUAGUCCGGCAAAGUCCGUCGAUCGCGCAAGAUCAAUGUGCUGAGUGAGACCACCAUCCAGCUGCCCAAAUUCGAUGCAGCAACAGUGACACAAUGGUGAGUAAAUGAGCAUGCUUAAGGUACAUGCUUUGCGUGAUAUUUUAUGCAGAGCAUGUUUAAUGCAUUGUUUCCAGUUUUCAUAACGAGAUGGCUGGCUCAGCAAAUGGAAUGUGAAUCUAAAUGAAGUGGCCGUUUUAUAAAAUCAAUAAUACACGAGAGGAUGUGGAUCAAUUGCUAUGUGAUCACAGCUGUGUCAUGCUGCUGUAUCAUAGGCGUGAUCAAAUGCCAAUCGGUCAAACCCUCUCUGAAUUUUAAUAAACAAAUCAGCAGUGUGGUCAGAAGUGGUUUUUAUCAACUUAGAGUAAUAUCAAAUCUUGAAUCCCUUUUAUCCCGGAGUGAUCUUGAAAUUCUCAUGCAUGCUUUUAUCAGCUCUAGACUUGAUUACUGCAAUAUUUUAUAUACAGGUCUUACUCAAUCUAACAUCCACAAAUUACAGAUGGUCCAGAAUGCAGCAGCCAGAAUGCUCACUGGCACUAAAAAGAGAGAGCACAUCACACCAGUCCUGGCUCAGCUGCACUGGCUCCCAGUGCAGCUGGGAGCCCAGUUCAAAUUUAGAAUUGAUUUUAAGAUUUUACUCUUUGUUUUUAAAGCUCUUAAUGGCUCAGCCCCCCCUUAUAUUGGUGAAAUGCUUUCCCCACAUUCCACCUCAAGGUCGACCCGAUCAUCCACAAAACAGCUCCUAUCUGUCCCCCGUACACGUCUUAAAACGAAAGGUGACAGGGCAUUCUCUGUUGCUGGCCCAAACCUUUGGAAUCCCCUUCCACCCCACAUCAAGUCCUCUACCACCCUUGCCAGUUUUAAGUCUAAUUUAAAGACAUACCUUUUCACUCUUGCUUUAACACCCUUAACCCUGUUCUUACUAUUUAUAUUGCUCUCUUUCUACUUAUUUUAUGCAUUUCUUUUUUAGUCAAGACCUGUGUAUCCCUGGCCCCUUUCAACAACUGUCCUGCCCAACCCUGGUUUCUGCAAUUGUAAAGCGCUUUGGGUGAAAGCCCUGUUGUUUUUAAAUGUGCUACAUAAAUAAAAGUGACUUGACUUGA